AUGGGAAGGGCACCGGUUACCAAGGUGAGCCGCUCCUUCAGUCCCCAUUCCCUCACAUCGAAACGUGCUCCAUCAUGUCGACUGGCUGGACGACUUUCGAUCCUAGCCGGGGAAUCAGCGACUUUUCAAGGUUUGCCUUCCUGGAUUGCAGGGAAAAAGAUGUUCAGCUGGGACAACAUGUUCUUCAACCUUGUCUUCGGCGCCGAACUCCUUCUCAACCCGUUCUGUCUCAUCCUGUUCGUACUGGCUCUUUGCUCCGUUUGCCGGAAAUCCGACUACCAUCUUCCCAUUUUCGAUGUGAGACCUCGCUUUGGAGCCAAAAAGUCUUUGUCCUUUUAGCAACUCCAGAGAAUCGCUGCCUACUACAUUCUUGUCAGCAACUUCAUUUCGAACUUUUGCAACGCCUACACGCUUCUUUUUCGAGGGUAAUCGGGAAACCAACUCAAAAACUAACCUCAAACCAAGACUUGCUCCGAAAUUCGCCGGCUUCUCCCGUAGCUAUCCGUUCUUGCUGAUUUUCAUCGCGUAUUGGCGAACUAUCCAAGCCAUCGAGUACAACUUCCACGAUUGCUACCGGAAUAUGUGAGUCUUCACCUGAAGAUAAAUAACAAGGAGAAUUCAGCGUUUUCUCGCACUGCUUCUGCCUUCUGACCUUCAUAAUCUGCGUUGGAUGGACGGCUUUGUGGAGUCCGAUUCACGACGCCUACGACUUCUCGGAUAGUUAUUUGAUCCCGGGUCCCAACUUUGAGCUCCAGCCUUCUCGGCCGCUUAGCCAUGUCGAGGUCGACUUCCUUUACAUUUUUCUUUGACAAAAGCUUUACAAAAAUAAAAGGUCUUUAUUUCAACCCAAAAGUCGGCGUUCAGCAAAAUAAAAAACUUGAAUUACUUCUCUCAAAGAAUGAAAAAGAUGUCACCUAGUCAUCUUUGGGUUACCUUCAUAAGAUCUUUUCAGCCAAACUACUUUCUCGACUGUUUCAUGCCGCUCUGCGCUUUGGGGUUCAACAUCUACGUGAUAACCGCCAAGCGAAGGACGCGGGCGCAGAUUGGAGUGAAAGUCUUCAGAAGAUUCUUCUUCCUCGCCGUGUUCCAAGGGGUGAGAACUUUCCAGGAGGAUCCUUAAUGAACUCAAACUUUAGAUGAACGCUUUGCUGCUCCUGGCCUUCGCCAUCACGGACAAUCCCUUGCAAGUCCAGUGGAUGCACGUCGACCUGACAACGCCGCUUCAAAACGUCCUCAUCUACGCCUUGGUCAUCAGCAUCGGCGACUUCGGCUGCCAACGCCGGAAGAAGUCUGUCUCCGCCGUGGACAACACAGGUGUGAAAAUCUCCAAGCCCGUGACGCCAUCUGGAUUGGAAAUGGCCGUGAGAUCGAGGGACACCUGCGUUGGUGUGGAAAACCCGGCGUUCAUCGAAAUUACCAAGGAAAUCAUCCAGGACCUUGUAAUCCCGCCGAGAAACUCAGAAACGCCUGAUAUCCCUGAGAACGAAAGCGAUCUGAUCGAAGAAGAAGAAAAAGUCAAGUACGAAGAAAAAGAACCACAUGAAGAAAGACUCGAGGAAGAAGAGCCAAAAAACGUUUUAUUGGAACGAAAACUGUCCCUUUCCCGCCAAAGCAUCACUUCGAUGGAAGCAAAGGAUGGAUCUUCAUCGAAAACAACGGAAAGAUGCGAGAAUCGCCCGGCGGAACAUGAACAGUUCUCUUAA
Messenger RNA from Caenorhabditis auriculariae, 1703 nucleotides. Lineage: Eukaryota; Metazoa; Nematoda; Chromadorea; Rhabditida; Rhabditidae. The record is from the annotation of a GenBank genome assembly.